GUAAGGCCUACAUAACGCUACACGCUUACUGCCAAGUUGCCGACAGGCGACAGGAACACUAUCCGUUAUAGGCCACACCGGCGCGAUCAGAAGCUGGUCGGGAACUACGGGUUCAAUCUACUACAUUACAUUGUUCACUACCGCUACCCUAAACAGUAAUGGCGGCCCCUACCCGUCAUGCAGCCUCCAGCAAGGGCUCACCAGAGGUGUCUGCCAAGCAUGGCAAGACACCAAUUACAGAAUCAACGAGUUCAUGCGGCGCACGCCAAGAUAAUGGCACCUUAGGUAGCGACGAAGCAGCUGAAGGUCCCCAAACUCCGUCGGACGACGAGAUGAAUGAUGACAAUGAUACUCCGGACGAUUUUGCCCUGUCAGGCGCACAUAAGGUUCACAAAGGACAGCGUCUGGCAGGGCUGGACAACCCUCCCACCGAACAGACAGUGGCAGGCGCAGUGCGUGACGAAGGUGACGAACCGGAUGAUGCAUAUACCGCCGUCGAAGACAUUGCAGAUUCGGACACGGAUGAGCAGCGCGAGAGGGAGGGUCCUAGCAUGAUUCUGGAAGAUGAUGAUGACGAGACAGAUUCUGAUGAGUACGAUAGUGACGGGUCAAGUGGACUGGACUCCGAUGAUGAAGGCGACACGACCGAUGAAGAAACGGAAGAAGAGAUGAUGCUCACGCUGCAGCAAAUGCGCAGGCGUGCCGCUCUGACUCCGGCGCCAGCACCGUCUCCUAAGACGCCGACGCCGACUCCGACUCCUACUCCUGCCAGCCGAUCACUCGGCCGGCGCGCUCACACGACGGACUCACCGGCUGCAGUGCGCGGUGCAAGAGGGCCGAGAAUGGGUACUUUCGUCGUUGACAGGACCCGUGCUGCAUUGUCCGCCGAUGUGACCGGAAAGCGCAUCAAGUUGAAGCCACCCGUCCUUCCGACGGAGAGGGAAAGAGCAUUCUGGGAGCGUGCCGCCAAGACUGCAUCCGUUAGCCGUGGAAGCACGCCUCGAUCGGACAACUUUUACACGCACGGUCCGCGUGUUCAGGAAGGCGCACCACAGCCUUUCACAACCCGUAUGACACUGGGCUCGAUGUUUGGUGGCAACCUCGACAUUUUGCGCAAUAACGAUGCCGCCGGAGUCGGCGCGGAGAUGUACCCAGCCGCUUUCGGACGGCGGGGCAGCACGUUGUCAGACAUGGUGAACAGCGAUGGAGAGUUCGACGACCUGAACAUGCAAGACUUCAUUGACCUGGGCAACGCAUCCGACAGCGAAGAGCCUUCCUCCGCCACAGCGUCGAUCAUGUCGCCCACUCAAUCCGACCUAUGCAACUCCUUCUCUUCUCUCGAUCCUCGCCGGAACGAGAGCCUUCUCGACCAUCUAGAUCAAAAGCGCGACCUCGUCGGCGCGUUUCGCCGUAACCAGAACGUCGUGAGGCACGUUAGCUCUUUGCCGUCCCAUCCUGCCAAGCGCGCCUCGACGUCAGAGUACAACGCUCUGCAGAAGGGUCGACGCGCCGCAGCGAACACACCCAUCACUCCUGCACGCAAGAAGCGUGUUAGUCAAGACCUUACCUCUACCGGAGCCGGCGUCAAGAAGUAUGUCGCUCAUGCUACCCCUGGUAGACGCCCAGGAAGCCGCGGCAGCUCUUCCGUACAUGGCGCGAGUCAGAUGCUUAGUACGACCUUGAUGUAGGUCGGACUGUCUGGCGCUCACAUCGCAAAUCGCAUUACACCCGCACUCUUAGGAGGUUGGACGGCUUUUCCGUUACCUCUACUUGUUUCAGGGAGUGCUUUGCUUGAUCGGAUUGGCGUGGCGUUGGUGGCGUUCUCUGUGCACUGGCUCUAGCCAGCCGCGAGCAUGCGGUUCUGUGCUGUUCGGUGAUACCCCGACCGUUUUCAAAAGUUGUCAAGCUUGUUC
Molecule: messenger RNA, 1913 nt
Organism: Baudoinia panamericana UAMH 10762
Lineage: Eukaryota; Fungi; Ascomycota; Dothideomycetes; Mycosphaerellales; Teratosphaeriaceae
Exons: 3
Coding region: 159-1688 (509 amino acids)
Source: RefSeq, a predicted model, not a curated record